This is a messenger RNA of Leishmania braziliensis MHOM/BR/75/M2904, 1083 nucleotides long. Its product is annotated as hydrolase, alpha/beta fold family-like protein. The transcript has a single exon. Lineage: Eukaryota; Euglenozoa; Kinetoplastea; Trypanosomatida; Trypanosomatidae. The coding region runs from base 1 to 1083 and encodes 360 amino acids. The record is from RefSeq and is a predicted model, not a curated record.
AUGACAGCCACCCUAAUCGCGGAACUUGACGCGGCGGCGGGCCUGCCGAAGGAGUUACACGGGAAAGCUCAACCCCUCCCCCUCGAUAAGUUCGCGAGAGUGGGGAAGUGCGCUAGCACGGGGAAGGAGAUCACUCUCUGCUACAGAACUCUCGGUAACCCUGAUAACCCAUGCCUGCUGCUCGUCAUGGGCCUCGGCGGCACAUUACUCAACUGGAAGAAUGAGUUUGUGCAGCGACUUCUCCAGGCAGGUUUCUUUGUGGUUCAGUACGACAACCGCGACACGGGCUUGUCGACCCACCUUGACGGCUACACGACCCCGGCCAUUGCCCGCAUGAUACUCCCGGCCUGGGCCUCCAUCGGUGAAGGUAUACCUCCCUACACGCUGUACGAUAUGGGGAGAGAUGCAUGGGGUUUGCUGACGGCACUCGGGAUCCAGAGUGUGCACGUCCUUGGCACUUCCAUGGGUGGCAUGAUUGCGCAGUGUAUGGCUCUACAACACCCUGAGCGGGUGAAGAGCCUCACCAUUUUUUAUACGCACAGCAGCGGCCCGCAUGUGAAGCCGCAGACAUGGAAAAUGUCGUUUGCGAUGAUGGAGAAGCCUUCCGGGCCGUCCUUCGAGGAGCAAGUGAACUUCAUGGUUCACAUGAACUCCCUUUUCAGGGGCGACUACCCGCAGGACGAGCAAGAGGUUCGCUCGAUCGCCGCGGCUAACCUCACCCGAUGUCCCGCCGACAAUGACGGGGUUAUGCGACAGAUAUGGGCGGUGCGGCGUGCAGAGAGUCGUGAGAACGACCUUCGCCGGUUGAAAGGCAUCCCGACGCUCAUCGUGCACGGCAUGAAGGACACGAUGAUUCCUUUCGAGAACGGUGUGCAUCUGGCUCACCUGAUCCAAGAGUCAAGGCUUGUCGCCUUUGCACAUAUGGGGCAUUCUAUCCCGAGGGAACUCUACAGGGAUAUUGUAGAGGAAAUAAAGCUGCAGAAGGCGCUCGGUGAAGAGGCGAAAGCUCAGACGGAGAGGUCGUCAUCUGGUACGGGCGCGACGGAUUCCAUUACGCCAACAGAAGACACGGUUGAGGGAUGA